AUGCAGCCGCCUAUGGAUGCCACCGAGGCCCUAUUGAGAAGGGUACAGCGCCCUUUGUCAACUGAAUUUGAAACCAGAUCCUCUGAUAACCUUUCCUAUCUUCAUCAUACUUCAACACUCUCUGAGAACCUUGACCUGUAUCGCCCAGGUGGCUACCAUCCUGUCUCUUUGGGCGACACCUUCAAGAAUGGACGCUACAGAGUUGCCCAUAAGCUCGGAUGGGGAGGAUUUUCAAUCGUCUGGGUUGCUAGGGAUAACUUACCUGAAGAAUGGGUAGCUUUGAAGAUCCACACCGCUGAAACCACGCUCCGAUCUCACGAGCUCUCAACCUUGCAGUCGAUGCAGCAGCAUGGUGCUUCGCCCUACAUUGUCCGAUUGCUCGAUUCUUUUGACCACAUAGGGCCAAAUGGGUCUCAUCAAUGUCUUGUCUUCGAGCUUCUCGGACCCUCAGUUAAUCAUAUUCUCGCUGAUUAUAAUGAGGAAGGAGUCCGGUUAGAAAUUGAAACUAUUCUCAAAUUGACGAAACAGUUGUUACAGGCCAUUUCAUUUCUUCAUCGACAAGGAUAUGCACAUGGGGACAUAAGUGGUAACAACGUCGUUUUCACUGCCUCAGAAUUAAAGUAUUUGUCAGAAGAAGCACUUUGCGACAUCAUUGGACAUCCACAGUUGGGCUCGAUAUCGCGCAACGAUGGCACGCCCCUUGGUCCGAGUAUGCCAAAGUACCUUGUAGAAAGGGCUGAGUGGGAUGAAUGGAUUGAUGAUGACGAGGCGGAUUUGCGCCUCAUUGACUGGGGAGAGGCAUUUAAACACGGUGCAGAGCCUCCUAAGCUUGCUCAACCUUUCGACUUGAAGGCGCCGGAAACUAUCUUCACUGAUAAUUUUGAUUACAGACUCGAUUUGUGGCGAGCUGGCUGCGUAGUAAGAUUUGCCUUCUUCUGA
Messenger RNA from Xylona heveae TC161, 939 nucleotides. RefSeq names its product kinase-like protein. The record is from RefSeq and is a predicted model, not a curated record. The coding region runs from base 1 to 939 and encodes 312 amino acids. The transcript has 4 exons. Gene Ontology annotation, molecular function: protein kinase activity; ATP binding. Gene Ontology annotation, biological process: spliceosomal complex assembly; regulation of mRNA processing; protein phosphorylation. Lineage: Eukaryota; Fungi; Ascomycota; Xylonomycetes; Xylonales; Xylonaceae.